CGCAAAACUCACCGCCUCAGCGGCUGCAACUCGCCAACUCCUCCGUCUCCUUGUCCAGUCGUCCGCCGGCCCACAAUCGCAGCCAACAGCAAAAUCGUGAACUCCGCGUCUCCGCCCCGGAACGAAUCGCGAUUCCCGGCAGUGCAAACCGCCGCGGUGAGGCUUUCGGCGCCACCGCCCGACCUAGAUCGGAAGAGGAAGUUUAAAAAUUCACAAGCGUGACCUUCAAGAAAAGGUGUUGGGAAUGGUUGGCAUCUCCCCUGAACAGGUGCCAUUGGUAUUGCUUGGUAUGCUGUUGAAAUCUUUAAAAGGUUUCUAUUCACUUUUCUGUGCAACAAAUGCGAAACACAAAUGAACAAUAUUCCAAAUAUCACUUCGCUCCUCCACUAAACCCCAAGGCUCCAAAUGUCCCAUCGACUUCGAUUCCCAAGAACCGGGACUUCCUCAUCCACCUCGAAGCCUACCUAGCCAAGCGAGACAGUGUCGACAAGCUGCUCAAAAUCUCCCGCUAUGCCACCAAGUUCAUCCUCGCAUCUUCCGUCCUCCCUUCCAAUCUUCCCUUAACCGACCGCCUUAAAUCUUUCGAGUCCAGCGUUGGGGUAAGCCGCAAAGCCUUCCGCCUUGGGAAGUUCUUGCAAGACAUCAAUGCCUUCCGUGGCCUAUCCUUCACUUCUCCCGCGCAUUUUUUCCUCGCCCUCGUCGCCUAUGGUGGCGAGGGGCUAUACUAUUUCGUCGAACAGUUUGUUUGGCUGGGCAAAGCGGGCCUCAUCGACAAGAAACAUUUGAGUCAAUUGCAGAGAAUUAGUGCCUGGUGUGAGCUGAUCGGGUACAUAGGCAGUGUGAGCUUGAAGGUGAAGGAGCUACAGAGGAUUUCUGAGGACGAGGCAGGUGUGGUUUCAAAUAUCGAGACAGCGGCAGUUGGUGGUCUUGCGCGUCUAGCAGAUGGGGAGAAGCUAAGGAAAUUGAGAGAGAAGAAGCUAUUGAAGAGGCUUUCAAUUGCGCAAGAUUUCGCCGAUGCUUUAAUGGCUGUUGCUGAUAUUCGAGAUGGCAAGGGAUUGCUUUCUGGGAAGCUUCUAUUGUCCUCCGCCGGGCUUCUCUCGGCUCUCAUCAGUACUCACAAGAAUUGGGUGUCCUGCUGAUAAAUUCUCAUUGAACUACUACUUUUAGAUAUGAAUUUUGCUUUCUUUCUGAAAUGUCUGGGGUUUUAGGAACAUUUAUAGAUAUGGUGGUGAAUUGAAAUUUCUUUCUGAAAUGUCUCUCGGUUUUUACGAACUCUUUAUAAUAUUGAUUUUGGAUGAUCAAUAAGACUUGAUUUACUGUGCCAUGAA
This is a messenger RNA of Ipomoea triloba (trilobed morning glory), 1328 nucleotides long. RefSeq names its product peroxisomal membrane protein 11A-like. Lineage: Eukaryota; Viridiplantae; Streptophyta; Magnoliopsida; Solanales; Convolvulaceae. Gene Ontology annotation, cellular component: peroxisomal membrane. The coding region runs from base 339 to 1139 and encodes 266 amino acids. The record is from RefSeq and is a predicted model, not a curated record. The transcript has 3 exons. Gene Ontology annotation, biological process: regulation of peroxisome size; peroxisome fission.